Candoia aspera is the source of this 1135-nucleotide messenger RNA. RefSeq names its product phosphatidylinositol glycan anchor biosynthesis class F (gene PIGF). The record is from RefSeq and is a predicted model, not a curated record. NCBI's taxonomy places the organism in Eukaryota, Metazoa, Chordata, Lepidosauria, Squamata, Candoiidae. Gene Ontology annotation, cellular component: endoplasmic reticulum membrane. The transcript has 6 exons. The coding region runs from base 240 to 899 and encodes 219 amino acids. Gene Ontology annotation, biological process: GPI anchor biosynthetic process.
GGUUACGCUAAGGGAGAGCGAAGGGAGAGCGGAGGUUGUUUCUUGGUGAAUCUAUGACGUAUUUUUGAGGCUUUCCCAGGUAGCAUCUGGGAAACGGCAGGUAAGCUGGAGGGGCGCCGUUGUCUCAGAAGCCUUGUUUCUUGCCUCUCAUAGUGGUGACCCUGCAACCACCUGCCUCGAUAUUUUUCCGGAUAGCCGCCUCCUAAAAGCAUGCACGUGGAAAUUAAAAAUAAUACACCAUGAGAGAUACAGAAAUAAAGAGACUGCUGACUGCCAAUGUCCUCUGUAUCUUUUCUGUUAUUGUAACCACUACUGUUCCUUCUUUGUUCUCGAAGGAUUUCUCAAUCCUGGACUCACACUUAACAUGGCUGUGCAUCUGCUCAGCAAGUGUUGGUGUUAUAAAUAUAAUUUUACAUAUGAUUUUUAAGCCAUAUCUAUCUACAAGAAGAUACUCUCUUGCCCACAAGGUGACAAGGUUUAUAAGAUGCUGUGUAUACUACCUCAUAUCUUGUAUCCUCUUCCAUGGAAUUAUUGUUCUUUACGGAGCACCAUUAAUAGAGUCAGUCUUGGAGACCUUCUUGUUUGCAGUUCUUUUAUCCACCUUUACUACUUUGCCCUGCUUAUGUUUGCUGGGGCCAAACUUUCAAAUAUGGCUCAGAGUGUUCAGUAAAAAUGGGGCUAUGUCCAUCUGGGAUAACAAUCUCCAGAUUAUCACGAUAUGCAGUGUGGUGGGAGCAUGGCUUGGAGCAUUUCCUAUUCCACUGGACUGGGACCGUCCAUGGCAGGUGUGGCCCAUCUCCUGUUCACUUGGAGCCACCUUUGGCUAUGUGGCUGGUCUCCUUAUUGCAUCUUUGUGGAUAUACUGGAAUAGGAAGCAGCUUACAUAUAAAAGCAGAUAACUGGCACAAAGAGGAGAGGCAUUUUGAUUGUGCAAUUCCAUGAAGACUGCACAGGGGUAUGGGCAAAGCAAAAGGCUUUCCAAAUCUUUUCAGAGCAUCGUGGGGCUUUGUUCCUCUUUUUUACAGCAUGGUCGACAUGCAGUGACAAUGUGAUCAUACAUUUGUUGUGUGUCCUAAAUUAUGUUACCCCUGAGAGAUUGUACCUUUCUUCCCAUCUGAAUAAAAUCUUCGCAGUA